CGCCCUAGCUAGCGCAGCGACUAUUUACCAACAUUUGAAGCAAACCUGCAUUGACGGCGCAUGGCACCUACUCAACAGCAACAAGAAGAUGAUGAAGACGAUAUAGAUCCAGUCAAGCUUCUUCUACCAGAGGAUGAUUUUGAAUUAGAUAAUGGAAACAGAUCCAAUACGCUGCAACAUGUAACAGCCAAUCAACACCAUUAUAUCGGUUCGAUCGAGUCAACGAUAGUGAUCAGGCAACUCCCGUCCCAAGGCCUCUCCUUCCAGCUCUGGCCAGCAGCCACCACUCUCGUUACUCUCCUUGACCGUCACGGCUCCAAUUCUGCCACUACCGAACUCUCUCCUAUUAUCGGAUCCUUCUCAUCUAAUGGUCCACUCAAUGUCAUAGAGCUCGGCUCCGGCACUGGCCUUGUCGGGAUUGCAGCGGCUGCAACACUUGGUGCUAAUGUUACAGUCACCGACCUACCUCACGUGAUUCCUAACCUUCAAUUCAACGUGGACGCCAAUGCUAAUACGGUGGCGCUUCAAGGCGGAAGAGUCAAUGUGGCCGCUCUGAGGUGGGGAGAAGACGGUGGCGGUGAUGUGGAGAUUAUAGGGAGAGAUUUUGAUGUUGUAUUAGCAUCGGAUGUGGUUUAUCAUGAUCACCUAUACGAGCCUUUGCUUCAUACGCUGCGUUUGCUAAUGGGCGCAGGCGAGGAAAAGAAAAAGAAAAUGGUGUUUGUUAUGGCUCAUUUGAGGAGGUGGAAAAAGGAGUCUGUCUUCUUCAAAAGAGCAAAGAAAUGGUUUGAUGUUGAGACCAUUUACGUGGACAAUCCAUCCCAAGGGUCCAGAAUUGGAGUUGUGGUUUACAAAUUUGCUAACAAGGGUCAAAGUUUUCAUGCUGGGUAACGCAAUAGAACGUGACCAGAUUGUUUUUAAGAAGUGGGAAGGAAAAAUUGAAUGGUUGUUUCUACUUUCAUGUUUUGCAUUUGUUUUGUGAAAUUGUAGGGUUGAUGGCUUCGCACGUCGGUUUCGAAUUGAUUAGGGUCGAAAAAACACAGAAUUAUAACCCGUUUAAAUGGGUGACAGUGAUAUAUAAAUUUAAUUUUAAUUCCAUAUGACGCUCAUUUCAUCC
Molecule: messenger RNA, 1114 nt
Organism: Jatropha curcas
Lineage: Eukaryota; Viridiplantae; Streptophyta; Magnoliopsida; Malpighiales; Euphorbiaceae
Product: Putative methyltransferase family protein
Source: RefSeq, a predicted model, not a curated record